GAGCGCGCAGCAAUGGCUGGGCAAAUGGGGAAAGGGAGAGGGGGGCAAGUCUAGAAAUUUUAUUAGGCACAUAUCGGUCUGAUACAGAGUAUCUCUAUUUAGUUUGUGAUUAUUUAUUCUACAAAGAUACAUAAGUUAAAAUAUAUGACAAAUUAAUUGAAAAACUUAAAAUGAAGUCGAAGUCGCAUAAUUAAAACUAAUUAAUUAGUUUGUCAAAAUGUCGUUCUUCUAUUUAUCUCCAGUAAAAGGUAACUUGCCGGUGCAUAUAUUGGAAGAAAUUACUACAAGCAGACUGCAAUAUUUGCAAGAACUUUUAAAGAGAGAAAUUGUUGAAUACAAUCAAUAUACCGUGGAAGGAAGUAUCUAUGAUAAUGUUGGUCACUUUAUGCUGUGUAUCGCAGCUAUCCUCAACAAAAGUAUAGGUCUGACACAAUUUUUAUUGAAUGGCGAGGUGGAACUAUUCAAACGACGAUUGGGGUCACUCACUGCCUAUGAUUUUAGAUGUUUUGUAAAAAAAUUAUUGAGGAACAUAAAAAAGUAUGAAAUGGCUCCAUUAUUUAUACACCCUUUGCAAUGUUUAUGUCAACAUUUGAUGCUCAAAGAUAUGGCACAGCAUAUUUGCAACUCAAAUCAUUUAAAUGAAUGUUCACAUUAUCAUAUAAAAUUGAAUUUCAAGCACUGUCUAAAUUUCAUUGCCAAAAGGCAGGUUGAACUAAAAGAAGGGUUAGUUUUAUUGCCUUGUGGCAAAUGGAGACAAUAUUUAGUCUUGUUAUUCUCAAUGAAUUUGAAAUAUAGACUAAGCAAUACAGACUUAACACCACUCAGGAGUGACCCUAGGAUCAAUGAAUUAUUAUUUAAAAUAAGAAGAGAAACACAAUGCUUUCAAAAUGGUAGUAAUGCAAUAAAUAAAUUAAGAAGCAUAGAGGUGGAUUCAGCUUCUGCAUUUUUUCCACCUUGUAUGUUAAACUUACACAAAUACUUACGUAAUAAACAUAGGCUAUCUCACACUCAGCGAUUCUAUUAUAGUUUGUUCCUAAAGGAUAUUGGCUUGAGUGUGGAUGAAGCUGUGAAUUUUUGGAGUGCAGAAUACCGACAAAAUCCAAACGGAAAACAUACAUGUUGUCACAGUUGGGAUAAAGACGAGAAAAAAUACCUGUAUGGUAUUAGACAUAUGUAUGGCCUGGAAGGAGCUAGGAAGAAUUACACAUCACAAAACUGUACUCGCAUACAGAGCAUGGAUAUUUCUUGUUCAGAGGGUGGCUGUCCGUUUAAAUCUUUUGAUGCAGAAAAUAUGAUGAAAAUACUGAACCUUAGAAGAGAAGAUGUUCUUCUGUCACAAAUAAAUGAACUGAAAGCCAAAGGCAUGUACACCUCAGCAUGUAUUUUGUUCCUGGAGAAAAAAUGUGAUAUUAUCUGUGAUAACAAUUUGAGUUUUAAUUUUUCCCCUGUGAAAUUCUACCAAAAGUCUACAAAAAAAAUGUAAUUCUAUUAGUAGGAGGUAUAAGUUUUAUAAUGAA
This is a messenger RNA of Amyelois transitella, 1517 nucleotides long. RefSeq lists its product as uncharacterized. Gene Ontology annotation, cellular component: alpha DNA polymerase:primase complex. Gene Ontology annotation, biological process: DNA replication, synthesis of primer. The record is from RefSeq and is a predicted model, not a curated record. The transcript has a single exon. Lineage: Eukaryota; Metazoa; Arthropoda; Insecta; Lepidoptera; Pyralidae. Bases 218 to 1483 code for a protein of 421 amino acids.